This is a messenger RNA of Pantherophis guttatus, 2450 nucleotides long. RefSeq lists its product as uncharacterized. Gene Ontology annotation, molecular function: RNA binding. The record is from RefSeq and is a predicted model, not a curated record. Gene Ontology annotation, cellular component: nucleoplasm; cytoplasmic stress granule. Lineage: Eukaryota; Metazoa; Chordata; Lepidosauria; Squamata; Colubridae.
GGGGGAAUUGCCUGGGCCUGAGGGAAGCGGCGGGCGGGAGCAGAGAGCUUGGAGCGCAGCGGGGCCCGGUUCUGAAGGUCGGGGCGGGGCAGCGGGAGCCUUGGAGCAAAGCUUGGCGGCGGGGCUUUCCUCGAGGGGAGCCUUUUCGGGUUUCGGGUCGAGGUUCCUGGCAGCCUUUUUUUCGGGGGGAGCCGGAGGUAGGGCUCGCUCGCUCUCCCUCUCCUUCUUCUCCUUCUUCUCCUUCUUCUUUUUUCUUUUCUUUCUUUUGGACGGGGAGUUUAGCUGGGCCUCCCGCGGACGAAUUGGAGCGGGCGGACCGUAACGGAAAUCCGCCAGCCCUCCGAAAAAGCGGGGAGGCGGCUUGGAUCGGGCUUUUGGGAGCCGCUCUAGAGGGCAGCAGAGCUCCGGGCAAAGGAAGGGUGGAAGUCGCAUUGGGUGUGGGGCUCGCGAGGAAAAUCCUCGGAGAGGGAAGAGGCGUUUUUCAGGCGGCCCGCCGGUGCAGCCGCUGCUUUUGUUACGGUUGCGGAGAGGUGGAUUCCGGGAAGGGGGAUCGCGGCCUUGGUGCGGAGUAAACGCAGGGAGGGGAGAAAUUGAGGGUUUUUUGUUUGCUUGCUUGUUCGUUUUUUUGAGGCCGCUGAGCCCGAGACUAGGGAAUCUGCUGCGCAUGUGUGUUUUGUAAGCUUUGCACAAGAGUUUGUAGGAGGUCGUUUACUGGAGGGGAAGCGGGGGGGUGGGGGUGGUGGAGAGAAAGUUUAGGGUGUUGAAGCAAAAGGCACGGUGAAGAAUAACGAGCGUGGGUACCGGUACUAGAUAACCCAUUUCACUCUCUCCGGAAGCACCGCAAAUUUGGAGGAGCAGGGCAGGAAAUCUGGGGAUUUCACUGGAGAAGCUUCUACAGUUUGAGUGGCUUUCUGUAGUUCCCAACAAGUGGCGCAGUUCCCAAUCUUGUUAGUUUUGAGAACGUUUUAAUAGUGUAGAAAAGGAGUCAUCACCAGGAAGCUUAUAUUUUCUUUAAAAAGCGAAGAGUUGGAGCUGGACUUCAGUCAGGCCCCUGGGUGGUCAAUAUCUUUCACCUCCUUGACCUACAUUCAAGCCCAGGUAGAGGCCAUGCAGAAAGAAGAACUGGGCAUGGAUGAGAAUCGCAACCCGGAGGAAGAAUUGCGUCUCCUGGGGGGAAAGAAGGAGAAAUGCCAUAAUCUCAACAACCGUAUCCGAACAGGAUCAUGGGAGUCAAAUGGAUAUACUGCAAGUUCUGAGAUAGUUGAUGAGCCCAGUGUUCCCCUGAGUCCUUCCAACAGCCUUAACAUCCGCAAUCUCCAGCUGUCUGAGCGAGACCCUCCCCAGCAUACCCGCCGUUAUCCUCCUAAUUUCCAUCAUGGCCGGCCCUUCCGUCCUGCCUACCGCAAAACUUAUCGAGGCAAUCCCUCAGACCGCAAGGAAUGGGGACCUAGCACUAAUGGCCACCACUGUGCUCCAGAGGGUCUUUCCAAUGGGAGAUGGCAGCAUCGACGCCGUGGCUAUUCUGACUCACCCUCCCCAUUGUCUUCCCCUGAAUUGGAACGAGUCAGUACUAUCAAAGCCAGUGAGAAGCCUGCUGUUACAUUUAAUGCCUCCAGUGUAACCACUGAGGAAUCCGAAAAGGAAACAUGGUCACUCUUUCGGCCCCUUCCUGCUUUCCCAGUUGAUAGCAGCAGUGCCAGGAUCAUUCCCAAGAUCUCUUAUGCCAGCAAGCUGAAAGAGAACUUGGAUCAACCAGGCAAAGCCUGCCAUGUUCCAGCCUCGGCUGUCCGCACCACUAAUAGCCUCCCCAACUGUGUCUUGGCGCCACCCCCCUGCAGUCCCCCACCAACCGAUAGCAGUCGGCGGCAGCACCUCGGAGCCAUCUUCCAAAAUGAGUGGGGCCUCUCCUUUAUCAAUGAGCCAGGAGCCGGGCAUGGAGGGGGUGGUGGAACGGCACCAGUCAAGGAGACAGAAAAUGCAGAUGCUGAAGCUUGUUGGGAAAACAUGGAAGCCAAUGACUGGCAGGCUGCAAGAAAUUAUCACUUUGAAGAGUGGAGCCAUAUAUGGGAGCUACAUAGUCAAGCUCCUAGCAGAGUGAUGGUCUACUCGGAAACCUUGGAUGGAAAGGGUUAAUUCCAUGAAUAUCCAGGGGAAGCACCGCUAAGAUAUGGGGGGUGUAUGGGGAGAGGCAAGGCAACCCACCCAACCCUCUUGAAGAUUGGAGAGUCCAGGCAUCUUGAAAGGGGAAGCAAUGCCACCUGCCUACCUCCCUUCCCUUGCUGUAUUAGCCUAAAUUGUCUUGGGUGAGGCUCAUGCCUCACCCAUUCCCCACCAUCUCUCUCUAUCUCUGAUUCAACGCUCUGGUUUUUAAUUUCUUCACAUGGAAUUUAAUUUCUCUGGAUUCCCCUGAAAAUAAAGGCAAAAAAAAAAAAAGAAUUUAUUUAAAUUCA